AUGGGAAAGCCCAUUUGGACGCGCGACCAAGUGGCACAGCGCAUCCUUGCCGGCGAAACGCUAAUUAUACUCCAGAGCAAAGUGAUCCGCGUCCCACCAUCCUGGCUCAGUGCACACCCCGGAGGCUCGCUCGCUAUCCUGCACUUCGUCGGUCGGAAUGCAACGGAUGAGGUCGAUGCGUUCCAUUCGGAAGAAGCUUUGCGCAGGAUUAGGGGCUACGAGGUUGCAGAGGUGGAAAUCGGAGAACACGGCUGGGAACCAUUCCUCCCGCCGGUGAUGAGUGGCUGGGUGAGACAGGGCGACAAGGGCGGGACGAUGCAAUGGCACCGCGAGGCGACAACUCUGCGACCCCUUACAGAGGAAUUGUCGGAGACAAGUCCACAUUCCCAAAUUCUACUCGUCCGUAGGGGAGAGCUGGAAACGCAGCCCGGACCAACUCUCGAGACGCUUCAGCCCGGACCCUCUACCCUGUCCCCAAAAGUGCAGGCCGAGCAUUCGAGAGCCUAUAGGGAGCUUCAUCAACAGGUCAUCGAUGCAGGACUCUACAAGACCCGUUAUAUCGGUGGCUACGGUCCUGAAAUCGUCCGUUAUAUUACCUUCGUCGUUCUCGCGGUGUUGUUCUACUGCAAGUCAUGGUUCCUGACGAGCGCAUUCUUCCUUGGUCUCUACUGGCACCAA
Molecule: messenger RNA, 678 nt
Organism: Phanerochaete carnosa HHB-10118-sp
Lineage: Eukaryota; Fungi; Basidiomycota; Agaricomycetes; Polyporales; Phanerochaetaceae
Exons: 1
Biological process (GO): lipid metabolic process
Cellular component (GO): membrane
Molecular function (GO): oxidoreductase activity, acting on paired donors, with oxidation of a pair of donors resulting in the reduction of molecular oxygen to two molecules of water
Source: RefSeq, a predicted model, not a curated record